Molecule: messenger RNA, 255 nt
Organism: Colletotrichum truncatum
Lineage: Eukaryota; Fungi; Ascomycota; Sordariomycetes; Glomerellales; Glomerellaceae
Source: RefSeq, a predicted model, not a curated record
AUGAUGCUGGCAGCUGGAUGUGCGUGCAGUUUCUCUCGCUCUCUUUUGCACUGGGAUAGGGCGCGUUUGCCCUGUCGUGAUUGCCCUUACGGGAUUGCUCUUUGGUUUAAAGCCUGUCUUGUGGUUUACGCUCGGCCGUUGGGGCCGGGGCCCGGGAAACGCAAGAGGCUGGGUUCUUCGUAUGCAGUCGACAGGCCUGUUCGCGCCAGGUCGUUCGUUCUUGGGACGAACAGACUCGCAACGUGCAGCGAGUGA